Molecule: messenger RNA, 1632 nt
Organism: Schizophyllum commune H4-8
Lineage: Eukaryota; Fungi; Basidiomycota; Agaricomycetes; Agaricales; Schizophyllaceae
Exons: 3
Coding region: 116-1453 (445 amino acids)
Molecular function (GO): protein binding
Source: RefSeq, a predicted model, not a curated record
CCGUCCUUUUUUGUUCCACUGUUUGUACGGAGACUGACACUAUUUCGUCCCUAUGUCCUCAAUCAGAGGCUUUUGACCUCGACUCGCGUUCAGGCGAGCGAAGAAUCUUGUCUCCAUGGAAGGAGAGAAUCACAUUGCUCUCUGUACUCAGUGCGGCCACUCUGUCUCUGUCGACCCAUCCCAUCUCCUCACAGAACUUGACGCGCUUCAAUCCAUCCGCGACGGUCAGAUACCCUCCGAGUCCUCAUGCCGCGCGCACAACGCGGCCGCGAGUGUAGUCGAGUCACAAAUCGAGGAGCUAGAUAGCGUUCUCGAGCGGCUUAGAGCGCUGACCGAGAAGGUGCAAGGAUACCGCGACCGGCUCGCUGAAUUCUCUGAGCAGCAGCGUGCGCUCGCGGCGCCGGUUCGACGUGUUCCGCCCGAGCUCUGGGAGAACAUUUUCCGAUACGCCUGCGCUCAAACGACCCUCUCAUAUCCCCUAGAGAGCGAAAUGCUCACCGCGCUCUCCCUCAGUCGCGUCUGCAGCAGGUGGCGAACCAUGGCGCAAUCCGAUCCUCAGCUAUGGGCACCUCACUUGCUAUUCGACGUGGACGACCUGGUGACGGAUGUUGCGGCGGGCGUGCUGGGGCCCCAAGUGCGCGACUUCCGUUUGGCUGUGUUUUCCUACCUUGCGCAGUCUCGCUCUUUCCCUCUCACCCUCGAGGUCACGUGGGAGUCCCCGGGGCGUACCCCGCUGAAUCUCGAGAGGCACUCGAAGGAUGCACAUCUCCUCCUCAUGGUGCUCUACAAAAACUUCUGGAGGUGGGGGGAGUGCAUCAUCGCGGGCAAUGCCUUGAUGUAUAUGCUCAGAAAUCGCGAGCCAUGGCCUGACACACCCGAACUUCUGGUAUCCUGCUGCAUACUUGGCCAGAUGCGCGAUGACGACAGACUCUACAAUCUUUUCUCAGAUGCCCCGAAUCUUACACGCUGGACGCAGGACUUUAUGGCACUCGAGAUCGCUUUGCCGCUCUCGCAGCUCACCCACCUGAGAGCGGAUUCCAUUCGGUACCGCUUCAUGGCAGAGAUCCUUCGUUCCUGCGAGUCCCUCGAGGUGCUUGACGUCUCCAUAGUCGAUUAUGAAAAGUACACCUGCUAUAUCCCUGCGCAAGCCACGCUCCUCCACCUGCGGGCAUUCUCUCUCGCCGGUGCCACCUCUCUUGCGCUUAAUCGGAUCCUGCGCAGUCUCAGCGCGCCUACCUUGUCGCGAUUGACGCUGGGUCCGGGACCGUACGGUCAUCCGCACUUCACCAAGUCGGACUGGGAUGCUCUCGCUCCAAGCAUGCAUUCGUUCUUAGAACGUACCUCGGGUGGCGUAUCACUAUAUGUCAGCCCCUACGACGACAGAAUUGGGGAACUAUUGAAGAACCCAUGUGUCGUCGAGCUCGAUGGUCGUAGAUCAAUUGAGGUCGCCUGAAAAUUCUACUGGUGCAGACUCGGUUUUGAGAGGCGCGCGUGGCGAGGUUCGCAAUUGUCAAACGAGGUGAAAUUUAGAUGCUGUGGUGAUUGUAAUGGAAAACAGUCGCAGCCAUUAUAAAGAAAGUCAGUUGGAAUAUGGCAAGGUCGUUCGCAAAUCGACGGGCUUCCUACUAUGUU